Molecule: messenger RNA, 2691 nt
Organism: Plodia interpunctella (Indianmeal moth)
Lineage: Eukaryota; Metazoa; Arthropoda; Insecta; Lepidoptera; Pyralidae
Product: cytochrome P450 6a2-like
Exons: 2
Coding region: 216-1706 (496 amino acids)
Molecular function (GO): heme binding; iron ion binding; oxidoreductase activity, acting on paired donors, with incorporation or reduction of molecular oxygen
Source: RefSeq, a predicted model, not a curated record
UACUAGGCUUAUCUGAAGCCGGCGUAGUUGGCCGGUCGGCGCUCAUUCGAGUGUGCACAGCCGCCGCCGUCGCUGGCUCGCGCUCCGCUCCUCACGCAAUCCGCGUCCGCGUGCGUCCGCAUUGUUUACAUACAACGCCGCGCCGGCAUGACCACUGCCCCCCGCGGACCAAUCGUUUUAAAUCGAUAAACCAACUCAACACUUAUCGAGUAAACAUGUGGUUAAUUGCUAUACUAUUAGGUAUCAUAUUGACCCUCAUAUUUUUAUUGACAUUCUUCCAUUAUACGACUAAUGGACGGAAAUACUGGCUCAACAAAAAUGUACCUUAUAGGGAACCAUGCCCUAUAUUUGGCAAUUUUGGACCUACCUUUAUUAUGAGAAGGAGUUAUGUGAAUAUGUUACAAUAUUUCUACGAUAACUAUCACGAUAAGAAGUAUGUUGGACUAUUUCAAGCUCGCAGACCGACACUGAUGGUGAUCGAUUUGGAUUUGACCAAAAAUGUAAUGUCUUCAGAGUUUCACAACUUCAGCGACCGCGUUUCUGUAUCCACAGACACCCAAAGGGAACCCUUGCUUCGUAAUUUAGCCAAUAUGAGUGGCGCAGAAUGGAAAGCUAUGCGACAAAUCGUGACGCCCACCUUCUCAUCGGCGAAAAUGAAGGCAAUGUUUCCAUUGAUAGCAGAUUGUGCGUCGAUGUUGAAAAACGUACUCCUAAAUGAUGUGACAGAUGAAGUAGACGUUCCUAAACUCAUGACUCGGUAUACCACCGAUGUCAUUGGUAGCUGUGCCUUCGGCUUCAACCCGGAAUCAUUGAAAGACCCCGAUUCCCCAUUUCUAAAAAUGGCUGGCAAAAUGUUCAAGACCGAUCGUGCUACAAUAUUGAAACGAUAUUGCCGUACAUUCUUCCCAAGACUGUUUAAGUUUUUGAAUUUGAGAUCAUACUCUUCCGACGUGGAGACCUUUUUUACUGGCAUUAUUAAUCAAGUCCUGUCAGAACGACGAAAAACUGGCGCUCAAAGACACGAUUUUCUCCAGCUGAUGUUGAACGUGCAGAAGUCCGAAAAUGGGUUUCCGAUGACAGAAGCGCUGAUAACAUCCAAUUCGUUUAUAUUCAUGUUGGCUGGUUUGGAAACAUCAUCUACUACUUUAUCGUUUUGCUUGUAUGAGUUAGCUCGAGCAACGGAACUUCAGAACAGUAUAAGAGAAGAAAUCUUGGAGUGUAUGGAACGUUACGGAGGAUUGACUUACGAAGCUGUCGGCGCUAUGAAGCUGACUACACAGACUAUAUUGGAGACGCUGCGGCUUCACCCUCCGACUCCGUUAACGACACGGCUGUGUACUUCACCGUGUGUACUCCCUGAUACUGAAUUGAAGGUCAAAGCGAGAGAUCCUGUUCUCAUCCCUAUUCAUUGCAUCCAGCGGGAUGCUGAACAUUUCCCGUAUCCGGAUAAGUUUGAUCCUGACCGCUUCAAAGAUGACUUGAGUCCCCCAGGAUUUAUUGCCUUUGGUUAUGGACCGAGGAGCUGCCCGGGUGCCCGUUUUGCGCAGCUGACGACGUUGGCGGGCCUGGCGGCUAUCUUGACCGCGUUUGCCGUUGAGCCCUGCGCGCGCACCACCACGCGCAUAGUGUAUGACCCCCGAAGUGUCAUGCUCAAAAACAAGGGCGGUAUAUUCCUCAAAUUCACACCGCUCUUACCAGACAAAUAAUGUAUACCUCACACUUUUAUCUAGAUUAAUGAUAUUGCUAUUAGUGGUCUCAUUGUAUAUUAUCGCCAUAUCGGAUAAUUGAAUUUUUGUACUUAAGAUUGAUUUUACGAAUCAUUUAUGUUUAUCGUCAUUCAUGGAAUUAUUUUCAAUAUUGGAAGAAAUAGGCCCUAUUCUUGUAGAUAUUAAAUUAGUAAAAACUUGCAUGUAUAAUGGUGUUUUAGAACUCAUUAAUAAACAAUUGAAAUUGAAAUAAAUAAUUUAUCAAUUUUGUAUAGAUGCUUUGUUAAGAUCAUAUCGGUCCAUCGCCUAUUGAUAUUUAUGGCUCAGUAAUGUUUAUCACUCCGAAAUGGUUACUGACGUCUGUUAUCUUAUUUGGGAUACAUGUAUGCAUGUGCAUACGCAGAUCAGAUAAAUAAUUUUAUUACGUUAUUCUGAUGUCGAAAAAAAGUCGAGUCUUCAAUAAUGCGUUAGAGAUAUUAAUUUUGAAGUUAGUUUCUGCUUCUUAAAUAAAAUAUUUAUUGUAGUAUUUGACAAUUUGGAAACAUUCAUUUGGCAUGGGUGUGUCAACAUCUAAUUACUUGGGUUUUACCACAUUAACUAUAUGUAGUAGAUAAAAAACUAGAUUUUCCUUUAACUUCAUCGAAUCAUUUUAUAUGAAAUAAUAUACAUCUUACAAAUAAGUUACUUAGUUGACUAAUGGAUUUCAAGUACCUAUAUUACAAGGUCUUGUAAUUUUGAUACUGAAUUUUAUUAUUUAAAAUGUAUCUAUCUGACAUAGAAAACUAGAUUUUCCUUUAACUUUAUCGAAUCAUCAUUAUCAUUGCUUAGUUACUAAUGGAUUUCAAAAACCUAUAUUACAUGGUCUUGUAAUUUAGAUACAGAUUUUUAAGCAUUCAUUGAUGUUAUGACGGUCAAUAUAAAUAUACUUAACCAAAGUUUUUGUGCAUUGAUCAUCACAUUUACAUUCCCGUUUCUCAUAAUUUGU